Messenger RNA from Stegodyphus dumicola, 1789 nucleotides. Its product is annotated as coiled-coil domain-containing protein 130 homolog. NCBI's taxonomy places the organism in Eukaryota, Metazoa, Arthropoda, Arachnida, Araneae, Eresidae. Gene Ontology annotation, cellular component: post-mRNA release spliceosomal complex; U2-type spliceosomal complex. Gene Ontology annotation, biological process: mRNA splicing, via spliceosome. The record is from RefSeq and is a predicted model, not a curated record.
CAUUAAUGGCAGUUGUGAGGAAUGUUGUUCCUAUGCGACGAGCCUCCUUGGCGACGACGAAGUGUGUUGAAUGUCAAAUUUCUCGGAAGUAAACAAGUGAUUUUUUAAAUUAAUUAUGGCUGAAAGAAAAGCUGUCAAUAAAUAUUACCCUCCUGAAUGGACACCUGCAAAAGGUUCCAUCAACAAAUUUCGUGGGACGCAUGCCCUCAGGGAAAGGGCACGUAAAUUACAUAUGGGCAUCUUGAUCAUAAGAUUUGAGAUGCCUUUCAAUAUUUGGUGCAAUGGUUGUGAAAAUCAUAUUGGAAUGGGUGUACGAUAUAAUGCUGAGAAAACAAAAGUUGGAAUGUAUUAUACAACUCCUGUGUAUAAGUUUCGCAUGAAAUGUCAUUUAUGUACCAAUCAUUUUGAAAUACAGACAGAUCCUCAAAAUUUAGAUUAUGUUGUACUUGAAGGAGCUAGGCGUCAAGAAAGAAGAUGGGAUCCAACACAAAAUGAGCAAGUUGUUCCUGAAGACAAAGAUGUGCAAAAAAAGUUAGUGAUGGACUCUAUGUUUCGUUUGGAGCAUGGUGUAACAGAUAAAGCAAAACAGAAAACACUUGCACCGUCUAUUGUGCAAUUAGAAGAAUACAAAGAAAAAUGGAAGGAUGAUUACAUGCUCAAUAAGGCUCUUCGACAGAAGUUUAGGGAAAGUAAAAAAGAUCUCGCCCGUAUUCAAGAAAGAGAUUCUGCUCUCCUAAAAAAGUCCUCACUUAAUCUUUCACUCCUGCCUGAAACUGAUGAAGAUCGUAGAUUAGCUGGAUUGUUGAAAUUGACGCCUUUAAAAAGUUUUGAUGAGAGGCAAAAACAAAAGAGAGAAGAAGCACUUGUAAAGCCUUGGUUUCCAUCAUCAACAUCUAAUGAAAAACAUAGCUUAGCAAAUCUGAUAAAGGAAUCUAAAAUGAAAACUUUGCUAAAACCACUUAACAAAUCAGAACUGGGAAUCACUCCAAAAGUAAAUAAAUUGGAAGAAAAGACAAGUCCUGAUGAUUCAGUUGUAAAUAAUGAAGUAAAAAUUCAGAAGACUUCAUUGGUGGCAUUUGAUUAUGAUUCUUCAAAUUCCAGUGAUGAAGCUGUCACUUAAUGUAUCAAGUGAUAUUUUAUGAUUAUUAUCUUUUCUAGUCUACAGGUUUAAAAACUUUGCAGUUAAAUUAUUCAGUAUUUCUAAUAUGAUUUAUGAUAAUCGUUAAUCUUAGUUGCAAAAAGUACACAAUUUUUUAAAGAGAAAUGUAUGGAAAUUUUUUUCCCUAUUUGUUAUAUUAAACUGAUAAAUAUGAAAUUUUUUAAUUAUUGAUUCAGUUUAACAUAAUGAAUCUGUCAUAACAAUCAACUGUUCUUUCAGAAGAUCAGUUAUAAAUAGAAAAUUUGAUUUAUAUAUCUAGAAAAAGGAGACAGUUUGUUUUACGAAAUGGAAAAUCAAGUAUAAGAAAGAAAAUAUCUAAAUGCAUCUAAGAAGAGAUAUUUGUCUUAAAAAUUAUCAGAUGAAUAGUUCAAAUCUGAUAUGUAAUCUGUUAAAUUGUUAGUCCCAAAUGAUAUAUGUGUUAAAAAAAUAGAUGUAGUAGUUAUAAAAUCAUUUCAAAAUUCUAAAUAUUUAUAUGUACAUAAAAUUACUGUUAUCUCUUUCAGAGCAACUUUAGCAUGUAAUUAUAAAUGUGGAAUAAAAUUUUGUAUAUACAUUUGUUAGCUUCGUCUGUCAAAGCUUGUUGUAACAUGGAAAAUAAUGAGUAACAUUAAAUUAGACUUUGUAUUUUUA